AUGGCAGGGUUGCUUCCCUUCCGCGAUAUCAACGUGCAUGCUUCGAGCGCCCAUUAUGCCUUCACAUCCCCCUCCAAUACGACUGCGCCGACAUUGGUUGUCGAGCGACCAUCAGGCGACAUCAGACUGAAUAAUGGCCAACUCUUGGGAACGAAGCGGGUAUCGAGUAUUGCUGGCAUUUUGGGGAUUAUCAAGCUUAAGCUCGACAAGUACAUUAUUGUUAUUACAAAAGCUGAGCCCAUGGGCAGGUUGCGAGGACAUAUGGUAUAUCGAGUAGUUGCGACAGAGUUUCUUCCAUUGCGAGAGAGACCUCUACACGAUCCAGACGAAGACACCUAUCUCACGUACCUGAAGUUACUGCUGCACAACGGUCCCAUGUACUUUUCCUACUCCAUCGACCUCACCAACUCCUUCCAGAGACAAGCACAGGCCGACCUCUCACAGCCACUAUGGACAAGGGCAGACGACCGCUUCUUCUGGAACAGAUUUGUGCAGACCGAUUUGAUCGACUUCAGGCUGGGAGGAGGCAGUGGAAGUGGCACAAGAGGAGGACAGCAACCAGGUGCAGAUCCUUAUAUCCUCCCCAUCAUGUUUGGCAUGCUGCGCAUUACACCUGCAAAGGUCCGAAGCACCACUUUUACCUUUGCUCUGAUGACCAGGAGGUCACGCCACAGAGGUGGUACUCGAUACUUCUCUAGGGGUAUAGAUGAACACGGUCACGUAUCCAACUAUAACGAAACCGAGCAGAUCGUCAUCUUGAACGAUACUGCAGGACCUGCUGUAGGCUAUGCUGGCAGCGACACUUCAACGGGUAAAGUUGCAGGAUCAACUUCAGAAACUCAGAUCAUGUCAUAUGUGCAAACUCGUGGUAGUGUACCAGUCUUCUGGGCAGAAAUCAACGAUUUGCACUACACUCCAAAACUUCAAAUUCGAGGCGUUGAUACUGCUCAGAAGGCUGCAAGGAAACAUUUCCUCGAGCAAAUCAGAAUCUAUGGUGAGAACUAUCUUGUGAACCUGGUAAACCAAAGAGGUCGUGAAGAACGCGUCAAGAAAGCAUACGAACAAAUGGUGCGAGCUCUAGUCAGCGCACCCGAGGAGGAUGUUGAAGCCGACAGAAAGACAUCAGAGUUGUUCCACGAGAUUGAGCCGAAGGGGGGGAAGCAGCGCAUGGACAAACUCCAUUACAUUUAUUUUGACUUCCACAAUGAGACGAAGGGCCUGAAAUGGCACAGAGCUCAACUCCUCCUUGAUCAGCUUAUGGACGGACUUAACAAGGGCGGGUAUUUCAAGGGCGUCGAAAUGCCAGGCAAUACAGAGGCCCUCGAUGUGCGGUUACGGCAGACGGCAGUGGUCAGCGACGAUCUCGCCUUCGAGCAUCUCUACCGAAAUAUCUGGGCCGACAACGCUGAUGUUGUUUCGAAAUCAUACUCUGGCACCGGAGCACUGAAGACCGACUUUACAAGAACCGGAAAUAGAACACGGAUGGGCAUGGCUCAAGAUCUUAACAACUCGGUGACGAGAUACGUGAAGAACAACUUCCUUGAUGGACCUCGACAGGAUGCUUUCGACGUGUUUCUUGGAGCAUACCUGCCAUCUACUGCUGGAGUCGGUACAGCACAGACCUUUGUCGACAAACGACCGCUGGUCGUGCAAGCUGUUCCCUACAUCCUUGCAGCCAUGGUAUUCAUCGUUUUCGUCUUCUUGAUGACCUCUCGAGCACCGGACGCAACAGUAUGGCCUAUACGAAUAUUCAUGCUUCUCUGCGUUGGUGUUGCGGCAUGGUCGGCACAAUUCAUUCUCGCCAACGGAAUGUUAUUCGUGAACUGGCCAAAAUUGAACACGCCUCAAUACGCGAUAGAAGGCUUCUCCAAUGCUAUGACCCGAGCUCAGAAAGACCCUGUGCUGGCUAAAGUCCUUCAGGCAGUCCCAGGAAAUGCUAAGCGCGUACGAAACAUAAGUCAGACCAACGUGGGUUAUAUGGAAGAGGGCAAAAAGCGGAUGGAUUAG
Lithohypha guttulata is the source of this 2007-nucleotide messenger RNA. RefSeq names its product Phosphoinositide phosphatase sac1 (gene SAC1). The transcript has 2 exons. Lineage: Eukaryota; Fungi; Ascomycota; Eurotiomycetes; Chaetothyriales; Trichomeriaceae. Bases 1 to 2007 code for a protein of 668 amino acids. Gene Ontology annotation, molecular function: phosphatidylinositol-4-phosphate phosphatase activity. Gene Ontology annotation, biological process: phosphatidylinositol dephosphorylation. The record is from RefSeq and is a predicted model, not a curated record. Gene Ontology annotation, cellular component: endoplasmic reticulum.